AUGAAGACGCAAGGACGCAAGGACGCAACUGACAGCCGCACGCGCCAAGCUUUACUGUACUUUGUUUUCCACGUUUUGUCUUUGACGCCCUCGCAUUGCCUUAGCUGUCACUUUGACAGCCUCACGGCCGGAAGUCUGGCCGUCGAACCAAAAUCACGCCAUUUUACGGUCAACGGUUUGAGUGCUAAUAACACGCUUCAGCAGCAACAAUAUAACCUGCAACAGCAACAACAGCAGCAGCUGCAGUCGGCGACUGACACACGCAACAUCUACAACAAUCCCUACAAUCCACAACAACAACAGCAACUACAACAGUCACAACAACAACAACAACAACAACAGCGUACUGCACACCUCUUUAAGGCGCUGGCUGCAACUGCUGCUGUCGGUGGCAACAACAGCUUGAAUCAUCCGUACGACUUCUCGAGCUCAUCAUCAUCAUCGAACGCUAACAACGAGCAACAGGGAUCAUCAUCAUCGGAGGCAGACAAUGCGUUUCUAACUCAUAAUAACGCUGCUAUUGCUCAUGCUCAAUACAGGCGAAUUUUGAUAAAAAUUCUCAUUUGGCAUGUCAAGACAAGAAAAGCCAGAGAAACAAUCCCAUUUAACCAACAAACAGACAGAUACUCCUAG
Molecule: messenger RNA, 633 nt
Organism: Drosophila innubila
Lineage: Eukaryota; Metazoa; Arthropoda; Insecta; Diptera; Drosophilidae
Product: probable serine/threonine-protein kinase dyrk1
Exons: 3
Coding region: 1-633 (210 amino acids)
Source: RefSeq, a predicted model, not a curated record